Triticum turgidum subsp. durum (durum wheat) is the source of this 621-nucleotide messenger RNA. The record is from the annotation of a GenBank genome assembly. Lineage: Eukaryota; Viridiplantae; Streptophyta; Magnoliopsida; Poales; Poaceae.
AUGUCGACCUCGCGCAGGAGGACCCUCCUGAAGGUCAUCGUCCUGGGCGACAGCGGGGUCGGGAAGACGUCGCUCAUGAACCAAUAUGUUCACAACAAGUUUAGUCAGCAGUACAAAGCUACCAUUGGUGCGGAUUUCGUCACUAAGGAGGUCCUCAUUGAAGACAGGCUUGUCACAUUGCAGAUCUGGGACACGGCCGGGCAGGAGAGAUUUCAGAGUCUUGGUGUCGCAUUCUACAGAGGGGCAGAUUGCUGUGUGCUUGUUUAUGAUGUCAAUGUUAACAAGUCAUUUGAUACGCUCAACACAUGGCAUGAUGAGUUCCUCAAUCAGGCUAGCCCCUCAGAUCCCAAAACAUUCCCAUUCAUCCUACUUGGGAACAAGAUUGACGUAGAUGGUGGCAAAAGCAGAGUGGUUUCUGAGAAAAAAGCAAUGGAUUGGUGUUCUUCAAAAGGGAACAUUCCUUAUUAUGAAACUUCUGCAAAAGAAGACUACAACGUCGAUGAAGCAUUUUUGUCUGUUGCAAAGCUUGCUCUAGAGCAUGAGCAUGAUCAGGACAUCUACUUCCAAACAGUUGCAGAUCCUGUCCCCGAGACUGAACAGAGAGGCGGGUGUGCAUGCUAG